Microcebus murinus (gray mouse lemur) is the source of this 2170-nucleotide messenger RNA. The record is from RefSeq and is a predicted model, not a curated record. NCBI's taxonomy places the organism in Eukaryota, Metazoa, Chordata, Mammalia, Primates, Cheirogaleidae.
AGAGGAUGAACGGUUGCCAUUCACACCUCCCCCAUGUGGUGCUUCGUCACAGCAGCCCGGGACACCACGCACUUCUCAUGAGGGGCUCGCGCCCUUGCCCUCCAUAGGUAAACAGGGUAUGGCCUUCUCUCCUGUGGCCCUAAAACUGUCUCCCCAUGUUUCAGAAUGGCUGACGUCCCCUUCCCGGCCACCCUGUCAGUGGCAGGAGCUCGGUUCUUUGUUGGUAGCCGGAGGAGAAGCAAAGGCCUGUUCACAGGCCUGGUGAGGCAGCUGGUCCUGCUGCCCGGCUCGGACGCCACCGCAAGGCUGUGUCCCAGCAGGAACGCCCCGCUGGCGGUGCUGGCCAUCCCCGGGGCUCUGCAGGCCCUGCCGGGGAAGCCGGAAGACAACGAGGUGCUGCAGUAUCCCUAUGAAACGGACCUGAAAGUGACGCUGGGGUCCCGGCCGCCAUGCACCAAGGUGGAGGACGCCCAGUUCUGGUUUGACGCCAGCAGGAAGGGGCUGUAUCUGUGUGUCGGCAACGAGUGGGUCUCCGUGUUAGCAGCCAGAGAGAGACUAGACUACGUGCAGCAGCACCAGGACCUGUUCACCAGCUCGGAGACCCUGGGCAUCGAGGUGUUCCGCAUCCCCGGGGUGGGGCUCUUCGCGGCCACGGCCAACCGGAAGGCCACGUCCGCCAUCUACAAGUGGACGGACGGCAAGUUCGCCUCCUUCCAGAGCCUCCGCACGCACCAGGCCCAGUCCUGGCGGCACUUCACCAUCGGCAGAAAGAUCUUCCUGGCUGUGGCCAACUUCGAGCCGAACGAGAAGGGCCAGGAGUUCUCCGUCAUCUACAAGUGGAGCCACAGGAAGCUGAAGUUCGCCCCGUACCAGAGGAUCGCCACCCACAGCGCCCGGGACUGGGAGGCCUUCGAGGUGCACGGGGAGCACUUCCUGGCGGUGGCCAACCACCGGGAAGGUGACAACCACAACAUCGACAGUGUCAUCUACAAGUGGAACCCGGCCACACGCCUCUUUGAGCCCAACCAGACCAUCCCCACGUCCGGCGCCUACGACUGGGAGUUCUUCAACGUGGGGCCCUACUCGUUCCUGGCGGUGGCCAACACCUUCAACGGCACGUCCACCCGUGUGCACUCGUGCCUCUACGUCUGGCUGCUGGGCUCCUUCCAGCUCUUCCAGUCCUUCCCGACGUUCGGCGCCGCGGACUGGGAGGUCUUCCACAUCGGGGAGAGGAUCUUCCUGGCCGUCGCCAACAGCCACAGCUACGACGUGCGGGUGCAGGUGCAGAACGACUCCUACACCAUCAACUCCGUCAUCUACGAGCUGAACGUGACCGCGCAGACCUUCGUCAAGUUCCAGGACAUCCCCACCUGCAGCGCGUUGGACUUGGGAGUUUUCUCGGUUGGAGAAGAAAUUACAUCCCUGUGGUUGCAGAACCCUUCGAGCGGACAAUCACCUUUUCCCAGAAAUGCGCAGAUAUGGAGGUGGCAGGGCUACGAGGGCUUCGUGGCGGUGCACAGCCUGCCCACCUUCGGCUGCAGGGACUGGGAGGCCUUCAACACCCCGGCCGGCUCCUACCUCAUCUACUCCAGCGCCAAGGAGCCCCUGUCCCGGGUGCUGCGGCUGAAGACGCGCUGAGGUUGCCCCGGGCUGCCGGGAACGGGGCAACAAGGCCGGGCAGGACCCCAGAGCUCCCUACUCGGGCGGCCUGGGACCUCCAGGCGGGCUGAGCCUGGGGCAGCCGGUGAGCAGCAGGCAGCAGCGGGGUCCAAGCAGGGCCGUCCGUGGCCCUUGUUCCAGCGGGGACGUCCGUCACCUCCACACCCUCUCCAGGUUGGGGUCACCUGCCCCAGGUUGUGCCAGAGCCCCAGGCCGGUGACCACCUGGCUGCCACAUCGGGUAGCUCUGCGUCCUGCAGGCUGCAGACAGAGCCUGCCAGCCCGGCCAGCCCGGCGUCCAGCAGGGAUCUCAGCCUAAGGGAAGAGUUUCCGUAAAGUUUUACCUCAAAACAGUGGGGCUCAGGUGCACGUCCCCGCAGCGUCAGCCUCGGCCCGGCUGGUCCCGUCGGGGCACAGGUGUGAGACGGCGUGUGCUGUGCGGGGCAGGCCACGGCCGCCUAUUUAUUGUGUCGUAUCCACACGGAAAUAUAUUUAUGUGCUCUUUGCAAAGC